AUGUCGCUUUGUCUUAACGUAGCUGUCAAUACGCUGUGUGGAAGAGAGUGGAUUGCCAAAUUUUCGGGUGAACUGGACCUGAAUGAGCUAUUCGCCCAAAACGACGCGGUGCAUUCACUUGUACCUACCGCUCCUGUGUUACUGAAAAAACAACAACAAGCUCUAUCGCAGUUGCUCGCAACUUAUGAAGAUGUCUUCAGCGAAACUCCCGGUAAGCUAAUAGGACCUCCCGCAUCAGUGCAUCUGAAACCGGGGACAGUUCCAGUCUUUGCCAAAGCUCGUGACGUUCCGCUGGCAUUGAGAAGCCAGUAUGCCCAAGAAAUCGACAAAAAGCUAGCUGCUGGUGUAUACGAGAGAGUCGACUAUUCUGAAUGGGCGUCCCCCACCCACAUCGUAGUGAAGAAAAACGGGAAACUACGCAUCACCGGUAACUACAAGCCAACAGUAAACCCUCGGAUGAUCAUCGACGAACACCCGAUUCCCAAGAUAGAAUCAAUCUUCCACCGAAUGAAGGGAGCGAAUCUAUUCUGUCAUCUAGACGUGACGGAUGCGUGA
Molecule: messenger RNA, 555 nt
Organism: Toxorhynchites rutilus septentrionalis
Lineage: Eukaryota; Metazoa; Arthropoda; Insecta; Diptera; Culicidae
Exons: 2
Coding region: 1-555 (184 amino acids)
Source: RefSeq, a predicted model, not a curated record